Messenger RNA from Henningerozyma blattae CBS 6284, 807 nucleotides. Its product is annotated as ribose-5-phosphate isomerase A. The record is from RefSeq and is a predicted model, not a curated record. NCBI's taxonomy places the organism in Eukaryota, Fungi, Ascomycota, Saccharomycetes, Saccharomycetales, Saccharomycetaceae. Bases 1 to 807 code for a protein of 268 amino acids. The transcript has a single exon. Gene Ontology annotation, molecular function: ribose-5-phosphate isomerase activity. Gene Ontology annotation, biological process: D-ribose metabolic process; pentose-phosphate shunt, non-oxidative branch. Gene Ontology annotation, cellular component: intracellular membrane-bounded organelle.
AUGUCACCAAUUCAAUUACCACCAUUAAAGAUUGAUGCUUUACCAACAUUACCAAACCCAUUAGAAGAAGCUAAGAGAUCAGCUGCUUAUAGAGCUGUUGAUGAAAAUCUUGAUUUUUUUAAUCACAAAGUAAUUGGUAUUGGUAGUGGUAGCACAGUUGUUUAUGUUGCUGAAAGAAUUGGUCAAUACUUAAAAGAUGAAAAUUAUUCUAAAUAUGUUUCCAAGUUCAUUUGUAUUUCUACUGGGUUUCAAUCUAAACGAUUAAUUUUAGAUAAUGGAUUAAAUUUUGGUGUUGUGGAACAAUAUCCAGAUAUUGAUAUUGCUUUUGAUGGAGCAGAUGAAGUUGAUGAAAAUUUACAAUUAAUUAAAGGUGGUGGUGCAUGCCUUUUCCAAGAAAAAUUGAUUAGCACUAGUGCCAAGAAAUUUAUAGUUGUUGCUGACCAUAGAAAGAAGUCACCAAAAAACCUUUGUACUAAUUGGACAAAUGGGAUUCCUAUUGAAGUUGUGCCAUCAGCCUAUGUUCGGGUUAAGAAUGAUUUACUGAAUAAAUUGAACGCUAAGAAUGUUAAUAUUAGACAAGGUGGUAGUUUCAAAGCUGGUCCAAUUGUUACCGACAAUAACAAUUUUAUUAUUGAUGUUAAUUUCAAUGGAAUCAUUAAUAAUCCUAAACAAUUACACUCUGAAAUUAAAUCAUUAAUUGGUGUUGUUGAGACUGGGUUAUUUAUUGAUAAUGCUAUGAAAGCAUAUUUCGGUAAUUCCGAUGGUACUGUUGAAUUACAAGAAAAGAUGAUUCCAGUAAUGGCUUGA